AUGGAGUUCAACAGAGCAGAGCGCUUUUACGAUUUCCUCGCCAACUUUAAAGACUAUGAAGAUUACCUGGACUCGAAAAUCACUCCAACGGAUUUAUAUUAUUUAAAAAGUAGGGAGUUGGCCCGCAAGCUGGUGGAGCACAGCCACAAGGGCAUGAUCCUGAGCAGGGAGGAAUUCGAGGAGAGGAAAGCAGCUGCAGAGGCUGCAAAGGCUGAACAGAGCAGCGUUUUCUACAGCAGGAGCCGCCCAAUGACACUGGCAAGUGCAGGAAAGGAGCUCAACGAUAACUUCCUGAAGGCCCUGGCAGAGCGAGAAGAGGCCAACCGCAGUGGGAAAAUGACUUCGGUCAUUUUCAUAAGGGAUUAUAAUACUCUUGGACAGGAGGUAUCUGGAUAUAUAGACUACGCCCACAGGCUCAAGACACAAGAUUUUGAACCAUAUUUCUGUGGAAAGAAAAAGCUCAUGCCAGGACCCUCAGAUUUAUGCUACUACAACUGGAAGACACAGACAUCCACCUCCAACUCCAGCCCCAACUUUGAGGUGACUUAUGAUGACCCAAACGGACUUCUCUUUAAGAGCAAGAGGGACAAAACGAUGCUGAAUCCUCGGUCCGGGUCCAGAGGGGACUCCAGAGGGGACUCCAGAGGGGACUCCAGCGGGACGCUCCUCCAGUCGGACCUCUACCUCCACGUCGUGCUGUACGACCACAGUGUGAGAACGUUCUGACCCGCUGACGUCGACACAGCCGUGCAAUCUGGCGCGCAACGCAGAGCGCUGAAAGUCUCUAAUUUAGCUGCAGCUGCAUCAUCAUAGUUUACAAACUCUUUCCCUCGUAUCACGCAUGCCAUCAGGGUGGAGGUGCCGCUGCGGCGACUUCAGACAGACAAUUCCCAGAGGAAGACGUGGACAGACUGGAGUGACAGACAGAGUUUCCUUAAGCUUAGACUGGAACUUACAUAUUCUGUUGGCUGCAAAGUUUCCUUUAGUAGCCAGAAUCGCCUCCUCAACCCCAGGUCCAUCCACUGUUGGGGCCAACAUGAUUUUGGGUCGUUUGUCUAAACAAAUGAAAGGCGUAAGAGCUUUGAAAGAUGAUGGGGGCAGCUCUUAUGUCCUCCCCCAGGCUGCGGUAGCUCCAAUUGGACUGGAAUAGUGGGUAAUGGGCUUAAAGCAUUCCUUGUGUUCCCAGAUGGAAGGACGCUAGGCCGGACAUCAAAGCUCUCCAUCACUCCCAUAUCAGUCAUUGUCUGACAGAUUUUAAUGCACCAUAACUCUACAAAUAAUCCCAUUUGAAAACCUGUUUGAAACUUGAAGAAGUUUAAUUUUUGUCAUUAAUACUGAAACAGAUGGUGGGAAUCACACCAGUAAUAUUAUCUCUGGCCAUAAGAUGAUGACAUAUAACAGGGCUUUUGUGUUUUCUUCUUUCAUAUGUGUUCAGUCUGAAGAUGAAUCUUGGCAGUUCAACUUGUUUUCCAAACUGGUCCCUUGCUUUCUAUUUGUGUUUAUUUCUGAAUACUUGAAGGGAA
Poeciliopsis prolifica (blackstripe livebearer) is the source of this 1523-nucleotide messenger RNA. It is a transcript of the gene cfap299, whose product is annotated as cilia and flagella associated protein 299. The coding region runs from base 1 to 726 and encodes 241 amino acids. The transcript has 6 exons. Lineage: Eukaryota; Metazoa; Chordata; Actinopteri; Cyprinodontiformes; Poeciliidae. The record is from RefSeq and is a predicted model, not a curated record.